AUGGCACUCUCCAAAGCCACCUUCAUCACACACCUCAAAGCCGUCGCACAUCCUCACAGACACAUUCGAAUCCGGCCACCGUCUUCCAUCUACCCUCGCUUCCUCUCUUUCUCCUCCCCGGAAGAAGCCGCCGCAGAACGCCGUCGUCGAAAGCGACAGAUCCGCAUCGAACCACCUCUCUCCGCUCUUAACCGCAACCAACAAGCACCCAAUCAAAACCCUAAAUCACAGUCCCCUCCCUAUUACCUCAAUCCCAGUAACCCUAAACUCCCUGAACACGCUUCUGCUUUAACCGGUAACCGUCUCAACCUUCACAACCGUAUUCUAACCCUAAUCCGUGAGAAUGAUCUCGAUGAAGCUGCACUUUACACGCGCCACUCCAUUUAUUCCAAUUGCCGUCCGACUAUCUUCACCAUCAAUGCUGUCCUCUCCGCUCUCCUUCGUCAGUCUCGCUAUUCCGACCUCCUCUCGCUCCACCGCUUCAUCACCCAAGCUGGCGUAGUUCCGAAUAUCAUUACUCACAAUCUUAUCUUUCAGACUUAUCUUGAUUGCCGCAAGCCGGAUACUGCUCUUGAGCAUUUUAAACAGUUCAUCAAUGAUGCUCCUGUUAACCCUUCUCCAACUACCUUUCGCAUUGUUGUCAAGGGUUUGGUUGAUAAUAAUAAGCUUGACCGAGCCAUGGAUAUCAAGGGCCAAAUGGAUGAUAAAGGUUUUGGACCUGAUCCUCUUGUUUAUCAUUAUUUGAUGUUGGGUCAUGCUAGGAAUUCCGAUGGGGAUGGUGUUUUGAGGCUUUAUGAGGAAUUGAAAGGGUUGCUUGGUGGGGUUGUUGAAGACGGGGUUGUUUUGGGGUGUUUGAUGAAGGGUUAUUUUCUCAAGGGGAUGGAGAAGAAGGCUUUAGAGUGUUAUCAAGAGGCAUUUGCAGAGGGAAAAAAGAUGAGCGACAUUGCAUAUAAUUCUGUGCUUGAUGCUCUUACCAAGAAUGGAAAGUUUGAUGAAGCAUUGAAGCUUUUUGAUAGAAUGAUCAAGGAGCAUAAUCCUCCUGUUAAGUUGGCUGUUAAUUUGGGAAGCUUUAAUGUUAUGGUGGAUGGUUAUUGUGCUGAGGGAAGGUUCAAGGAGGCGAUUCAGGUUUUCAGGAGCAUGGGUGAGUAUCGUUGCAGGCCAGAUACACUGUCCUUUAACAACUUGAUUGAGCAGUUGUGUAAUAACGGGAUGAUUUUGGAAGCUGAGGAGGUUUAUGGAGAAAUGGAGGGCAAAGGGGUAAACCCUGAUGAGUAUACAUAUGGCUUGUUGAUGGAUACUUGCUUCAAAGAGAACAGGCCUGAUGAUGCUGCUAGCUAUUUCAAAAAGAUGGUGGAAUCAGGCUUGAGGCCUAACUUGGCUGUUUACAAUAGGUUGGUUGACGGGUUGGUUAAAGUUGGGAAGAUUGAUGAUGCAAAGUCUUUCUUUGACCUAAUGGUGAAGAAGCUCAAGAUGGAUGUUGCUAGCUAUCAGUUCAUGAUGAAGGUGCUGAGUGAGGAAGGAAGGUUAGACGAGGUACUUCAGAUUGUUGAUAUGUUGUUGGAUGACAAUGGCGUCGACUUUGAUGAGGAGUUCCAAGAGUUUGUUAAAGGGGAGUUGAGAAAAGAAGGGAGAGAAGAUGACUUGGCCAAAUUGAUGGAGGAGAAGGAAAGGUUGAAAGCUGAAGCUAAGGCCAAGGAGGCUGAGGAAGCAGAGGCUGCUAAAAAAAGGGUAGGAUCUGGAAUUUUAUUAACUUCCAAGUUGUUCGGAAAUAAGGAAGCAGAGUCAGAGAGCACUGAUGCCACUGCUACUGAGUCAGAUUUGACAGAGAAAAGAACUGAAGCUGACGGUUUGAAUGAAGGAGAGGCUAAAAGUGAUAGAACAAGUGAAAAACUAACAGCUUGA
Molecule: messenger RNA, 1902 nt
Organism: Lathyrus sativus (Indian pea)
Lineage: Eukaryota; Viridiplantae; Streptophyta; Magnoliopsida; Fabales; Fabaceae
Source: the annotation of a GenBank genome assembly